This is a messenger RNA of Microtus ochrogaster (prairie vole), 1962 nucleotides long. It is a transcript of the gene Mrm1, whose product is annotated as mitochondrial rRNA methyltransferase 1. Bases 67 to 378 code for a protein of 103 amino acids. Gene Ontology annotation, cellular component: mitochondrion. The transcript is spliced from 3 exons. Gene Ontology annotation, biological process: rRNA methylation. The record is from RefSeq and is a predicted model, not a curated record. NCBI's taxonomy places the organism in Eukaryota, Metazoa, Chordata, Mammalia, Rodentia, Cricetidae. Gene Ontology annotation, molecular function: rRNA (guanine) methyltransferase activity; RNA binding.
AAUUCGGUGAGCCAGGAUGUGGUGUUUUCUUCCCCUUUUCAGGCCAAGGCCCGGCAGGGCUGGCUCAUGGUGGGCACAGUGGGCUGCCCAGGUCCUGAGAUCUCCCAGUCCUUCAAGGUCCCCAUCACUAGCUGCCUAGAGUUCAUCUGGGAGCGGCCUACUCUCCUUGUGCUGGGCAAUGAGGGCUCUGGUUUGUCCCAGGAGGUUCUUGCCUCCUGCCAGCUGCUCCUCACUAUUCUGCCCAGGCGUCAGCUGCCUCCCGGUCUUGAGUCCUUGAAUGUGUCUGUGGCCACAGGAAUUCUUCUACACUCCAUUUGCAGCCAGAAGAAGGGUUUCCCUGCACAGACCGAGAAAGGACAACUUCUCCAAGACACUUGAGAACCCUUAGCUACGCCUGGAGGACUCAGAGAGGCCCAGUACCCAGGACUGCCACUGUGGUCGGAUGAACAGGCUCAAAGUGGGCUCAUCUCAACUGAGAUACACAUGUGUAGGAAUCGGACCAAGUCGCACGCCGAUUCUCACUCAGGCUUGAAUGUACCGGGCUCUCUGCCUGUGAGAGGCUGUUUAUUGGCUAUGGUCAGUGGAGACCAAGGGGGUGGGGUGUCAUUUCCAGUUGGAAAUGGUAGUUUGCUAAUGUCCAGGAUGCGUUAAGACAGAUGGUGUCUGUCCUGGAUCUUUCCUAGGACAGUCAAAGGGAUGUCUUGGCAUGAGGAAGAAUGGGGCAGUCCAGUGCAGGGCGUAUGACGUAUGAGAGUGAGGAUGUAGAGGGAAGUUGAGUGGACGCGUGUGCAUACCUACUCUUCCAGGUGAUGAGAAUUAAGUGAAUGAGGGGUUCCAGCCAGUGAGUGCCUUACAGCUGAGCUGAGCUGUCCUGCCCUGUCUCUCCAUUAGGUGGCAGUCUUGCUCUUUGCACCAUAGUUUUGCAGCUGCAAAGCACCAUUAGAGACAGGGAAGAUACAAACACACACACACACACACACACAGAGAGAGAGAGAGAGAGAGAGAGAGAGAGAGAGAGAGAGAGAGAGAGAGAGAGCAGUCCAACCUGGUGGAACCCAUGACCCAGAGCCCUUGCUUUUGAGUCUGAGAGGUUAUAAAGUCAGGGUCACUAUUAUGCAAUUCCAAAUAGGUUUGGUCCCCUCCUCCAGGGUCCCACAAGUGGAUAAAAAGUCUGAUAUUGCAGAAUAGUGGUCUCACUCUGGGCUGCACGUUGGAACACUUGAUAAGCAUUAACAGAACAAGCCCAAUACAGCAGCCACCGUGUGAUGCUGAGAAGGGUGGGUAAACCCUGGGCAGUAGGAUUUUCUUUCUCUCUCUCUCUCUCUCUCUCUCUCUCUCUCUCUCUCUCUUUCUUUCUUUCCUUCCUUUUUGAGAUGGGGUUUCAUGUACCUAGAGUGUCCUAAAACUUGCCCUUUAGCUGAAGAUUACCUUGAACUUUUGAUCCUCCUGUCCCUACCUCCCAAGUGCAAGAAUUCAAGACACCCCCCACUGUGCCCACUCUAUAUGUAGCUGCAGGUAGAUCUAGGGCUUUGUGCAAGCUAUACAAACACUCUACUUACUGAGCUCUGUCUGAGCCCUAGGCUGGAUGAUCCUUUGCUGUAGGAACUGUCCCGAGCACGGUGAGACGUACCCACUAGACUCCAGGAGGUCUGUAUCCCAUCUCCAGUUAUGAAACAAAACUGUCCUCACAUGGCCAGAUAUCUUGACUGACAGCCCUCAGUGUGGGAUGGAGGACCAUCUCUGAAUUGUAAUCCCGGCGGCUGUGAGACUUGGGAAAAGUCACCUCCAUGUUCUCUCUAUAUCCUUGGGAUAUAAAGAACAACAGGAGCUUGGUGCCUGUUUCCUCUGCGAUCUCCCUGGAGUAGGGUCCGAAUGGCAGUGAGCACUUAGUACAAGGUUUGAAUUUGUUUGCAGAAGGCCUGGAGAUCUUACUUUUCUUGCUGCUGUUGAAAAUACCGAAUA